AUUUUUAGUAUCUACUUUGACUUAUUGUGACUGCAGCAGUGUUCUCACACAAGUCUAUCUUGUAUGGAAAAUUCUCCCUAACUUUUUUAGUAAACUCAAAGAACAAAACAAUUUCAUUCUACAACUUCAAUCAUCACUUGGUAUCUUUCUCUGUAAGUUGACAAGGUAAGUGCUUCUUAUUCAGUUUCAACCUACAAACAACCUUGUCUCACUCUCAAUGACUAGAACUAGUUAUAGCAGUAGAAUUAUUACACUCUUGUUGGUUAUUUCCUUUUUGCACGGUGUUUCUGCUGUUAACUCUGAUGGGUUGACUCUGUUGUCACUCUUGACACACUGGACUUUUGUUCCUCCUCUUAUCAACUCUAGUUGGAAGGCUUCUGAUUCCAAUACAUGCUCAUGGGUUGGUGUUCAAUGUGACCAUACCAAUAAUUUGAUUUCCCUUAACCUUACUGGUCAUGGGAUUUCUGGUCAACUUGGACCAGAAAUUGGAAACCUUUAUCACUUGCAGACCCUUGUGUUGUUGGGUAAUGGUUUCUCAGGAAAAGUUCCUUUAGAGUUAAGUAACUGCAGUUUACUUCAGGUUUUAGACCUUGAAGGUAAUAGAUUCAGUGGAAAUAUACCAUAUAGUUUUAAAAACUUGCAAAAUUUACAGUUCAUGAGAUUGUCUUCCAAUAUGCUGAGUGGCGAGAUUCCAGAUUCUUUGUUUGAAAUUCCUUCCCUAAAUGAAGUGAGCCUACACAGUAAUCUUCUUAGUGGCCCUAUUCCAACAAAUAUUGGAAACAUGACUCAACUAUUAAGGCUGUACCUAUAUGGUAAUCAGUUAUCAGGGACUAUUCCUUCAUCUCUUGGUAAUUGCAGUAAAUUAGAGGACCUUGAAUUGUCUUUCAAUCGAUUGAGAGGGGAAAUUCCGGUAAGUUUUUGGAGAAUUCAAAGUCUUGUGCACAUCUUGGUUCACAACAACAGCCUCUCUGGGGAGCUACCUUUCGAGAUAACAAACCUCAAGUAUCUAAAAAAUAUUUCAUUGUUUAAUAAUCAGUUCUCAGGAGUCAUACCUCAAAGUUUAGGAAUCAACAGCAGCAUAGUGAAGUUGGACUGUAUGAAUAACAAGUUCAUCGGUAAUAUCCCACCAAAUCUUUGCUUUGGAAAGCAUUUGUUAGAGCUCAACAUGGGAAUCAAUCAACUUCAAGGUCGCAUACCUUCUGAUGUAGGAAGAUGUGCAACUCUGGCGAGGUUGUUUCUCAAUGAUAAUAAUUUCACCGGCUCUCUUCCUAAAUUUGAAAGUAAUCUAAACUUGAAAUACAUGGACAUGAGCAAGAACAAUAUCAGUGGACCAAUUCCAACAAGUUUGGAAAAUUGCACAAAUCUCACAUACAUUAAUUUAUCAAGGAACAAAUUUGAAGGGCUAAUACCGUCAAAGCUGGGAAGCCUUGUGAAUCUUGUGAUUUUGGAUCUUUCUCACAAUAACUUGCAAGGUUCUUUACCACUUUGGUUGUCAAAUUGUACUAAAAUGGAUCGUUUUGAUGUGGGAUUCAAUUUCCUAAAUGGAUCACUCCCAUCAAGUUUGAGAAGUUGGAAAAACAUAACUACCUUGGUAUUCAGAGAAAAUCACUUCACUGGAGGUAUUCCGGGGUUUUUGGCAGAACUCAGCAACCUUCGCGAGUUACAACUUGGUGGAAAUUUGUUUGGAGGCCAAAUUCCUCGAUCGAUGGGAAAAUUGCAUAAUUUGUUCUAUGGAUUGAACUUGAGUGCUAAUGGAUUGACUGGUGGCAUUCCUUCAGAAAUUGGUAGCCUAGGACUACUGCAAAGUCUGGAUAUAUCCUUGAACCAUUUAACAGGAAGCAUUGAUGCCCUUGGAGGUCUUGUUUCUUUAAUUGAGGUCAAUAUUUCUUACAAUCUCUUCAAUGGUUCUGUACCAAAAUUUCUAAUGAAGUUAUUGUAUUCCUCGCCAUCAUCAUUCAUGGGUAAUCCUCUCCUAUGUGUCAGUUGUUUGAUGAGUUGCAUUAAAACUAGUUAUAUAAAUCCAUGUGUUUAUACUGAUCACAAAGGUAUAAGUAAUGUUCAAAUUGUGAUGAUAGAACUUGGAUCCUCAAUAUUGAUUUCUGCUAUUCUGGUAAUCAUAAUUCGAAGGUGUUUCCAUAGAAAGGAAUCAGAUACGAAAGAUCUAAACCACUGGUAUUAUUAUGAUAGAGGAGCAGGAAGGAUUGGAGUCAGAUAUGCUCACGAAUCGUACAUCUUAGGUGAAGAGAAUCCAACCGCCCUUCCGAAUCUAGUGUUGCAAGCUACAGAGAACCUAAGUGAUCGGUAUAUUAUUGGCAGAGGAGCACAUGGUAUUGUGUACAAAGCAUUACUUGGACAACAUGUUUUUGCUGUGAAAAAGUUUGAAUUCACAAGCAGAAGGGAAAAGCAACUGCGUAUGAUGCGCAAAGAAAUUGAAGUGCUUGGAAUGUAUAAGCAUCGAAACAUAAUCAAAUACGCAGACUAUUGGAUUGGCGCUUCCUACGGUUUAGUCUUAUAUGAAUUCAUGGAAAAUGGAAGCCUUCAUGAUAUUUUGCAUGAAACGAAUCCCCCACCACCCUUAACGUGGAAAGCUAGGUUUAACAUAGCAGUUGGAAUUGCCGAAGGACUGGCAUAUCUGCAUAAUAAUUGUGACCCACCCAUAGUGCACCGAGACAUUAAAUCAAAAAAUAUUCUUAUUAAUGACAAUAUGGAUGCAAUUAUAGCUGAUUUUGGUACUGCCCUAUACAGGAAGUUGUCUGAAGAUUCUUAUAGUCAUUCAGAAACCAGGAAAAUGCUUUCGACAAUCGUUGUUGGUACCCCUGGCUAUAUUGCACCAGAGAAUGCAUAUGUAAUAGUGCAGAGUAGAAAGUCUGAUGUAUAUAGCUACGGCGUUGUUUUGCUCGAGAUAAUAACCAGAAAGAAAGUGGUAGUUCCCUGUUUGAAUGAUGAGACAAAUGUGACCUCUUUAGUGAGCUGGGCUAGAUCUUUAUGGCUGGAAACAGGCAAAAUUGAGUACAUUGCUGAUUCAUAUCUUGCAGAAGCAUUUCCCAAUUCAGAGGCACUGACCAAGCAAGUCACAACAAUGUUUUUAUUGGCAUUGCAAUGCACAGAUAAGGAUCUAAGAAAGAGACCAAUCAUGAAAGAUGUUAUUGGCUUGUUUAAAAAGGAUAUGUUUAAGUGCUGCGAUGAGGAGGAAUAUGGCAGUGCGGCUGCAGCUGAUACAUCACUACAACCAACGGUAUCCCACCUAAGAUCGUUUGUGUAUAUUGAAAGCGAAUAUCGUGAGUGGGUAGCACAGAUCGUAAACUACUGCCAAAUAGAGCUGUCAAAACGGGCGGCCCGGCCAAUUUCGGGCCGGCCCGGUCGGGCUUCGGGCUUCGUUGGGCCGGGCUAAAAAACCCGGAUAAAAAACGGGCUACCAAAAUUAGUGCCCGAGCCCGGCCCGGUACGGGUAGUCGGGCUUUCGGGCGGCCCGAUUUUUUUUUUUUUUUUUACUUUUAGUGCUCAAACUCAAUUAUAUAAAUAGCAUUAAUAAUUCUCGCGCGUCAUAUUUUUUACUCAUCCACUAUAAAUAUUAUAUAAUUCGCGCGCGCCGUAUUUUUACUCAUCCCCUAUCUACGAGUUUCUCGCA
Messenger RNA from Trifolium pratense (red clover), 3628 nucleotides. RefSeq names its product receptor-like protein kinase. Lineage: Eukaryota; Viridiplantae; Streptophyta; Magnoliopsida; Fabales; Fabaceae. Gene Ontology annotation, molecular function: protein binding; ATP binding; protein kinase activity. Gene Ontology annotation, biological process: protein phosphorylation. The record is from RefSeq and is a predicted model, not a curated record. Bases 218 to 3391 code for a protein of 1057 amino acids. The transcript is spliced from 2 exons.